Spathaspora passalidarum NRRL Y-27907 is the source of this 1707-nucleotide messenger RNA. RefSeq lists its product as uncharacterized. Lineage: Eukaryota; Fungi; Ascomycota; Pichiomycetes; Serinales; Debaryomycetaceae. Gene Ontology annotation, biological process: endoplasmic reticulum calcium ion homeostasis. Bases 19 to 1131 code for a protein of 370 amino acids. Gene Ontology annotation, cellular component: endoplasmic reticulum. Gene Ontology annotation, molecular function: calcium ion binding. The record is from RefSeq and is a predicted model, not a curated record. The transcript has 2 exons.
AAGCAAGCUGUCUUAAUCAUGAUUUUCGAAGUUUUAAAUAAAUUGCUUCCAGCUGGAAUGCAACAAGGUGUGUCUGACUAUUCAGAAUUCACCCUUGAAGAAUUAACAGCCAUGUCCAUCUGGCAAAGAAUUGCUAUUCGUAAUUGGAGCUUGGAAAUCGUCACUGUUAGUUUCAUUUUCUCCUUUAUUGCCAUUUACAAGCUUGGUGAUUUGUACAACCAAUCCAAGGCCACUACUUUCUUAAAGGGCAUCUCACCAGUGUUGAAGAAACACUUUUAUCAAGUUGGUGUCACGGGUGACAAGCUUUACGUGAAGGACAGUGCUGAGAACUUCUCCAGUUAUGCUACUGGUCGUACCAACAUCGCCAAGGUUGACAUCAAGAUUAGUUUACAACCUAGACAAAACUUGUUUGUAUGGAUUUUGGAAUACGUGUUGGGCUUCUUUACCGGAUCAGUCAAGAUCCCUACUGACAAGGCUGAAAUUACCAUCACUCCCUCCGUACAGUAUGAUAAUUUUAUUGUCGCUAUUGUUUCCAAGUUGGGUAUGAACGAUGCCAGAAAGUUCAACUAUUUCUUAUCGUUAUGUAAGACCAACGAUUCUACCAAUUUACCAGAAUCAUUUGUUUACAUGAGCGAAGCCAACGAGUUCCAAGACAAGUUCAGCAUUCCUGAAUUGAACAAGGCCUUGACUUUGCAAAGUGCCAGUUUUGUCAAGUUUAUCGCCGCCACUGACCAACCGGUUGAACGUCCAGAAUCUUUACGUGAAAUGAUCCCACAAAGAAGAUUGGUUGUUUCCGUCGACAUUUCCAACAAGAAGGACGACUUAGCUCUUGUUCAGCAAGUCUUGGAAGCUUUGUUUGUGUUUGUUGAUCGUAUUGCUGACAAGUCCAUCACUUUCCGUCCAGAAGCAUUAAAGAAGGUUGUCAAGACCAGAGAAGUUGAAAUUGAAAAGCUCAAGAAGAUCCAAGAGGAAAUUCAACAGGAAAAAGUCGCUGAAGAAAAAGCCCAACAAAAGAGAGCCGAGCGUGACAGAUUGAGAAACUUGAGCAGAGAAGAGCAAAUCAAGUUGGAAAAGAAGGAGAUGGAAAAGAAGCAAAAGAAGUUGCAAAGAAAGCAAAAAGUUAGAAUGUAAAUCUGCUUAUUAUACUUUACCUGUUAAUCUAUAACCUCGCCCUACUGGGGUAUUAAACACUUCAAUAACACCCGAGCCUAGUGCAUCGGCAAUUAUCCAAUUGAGAUCAUAGCCGUAGAAUGGUUUUCUAAAGUUGUUCAUUUUCGACUCUCCCUGUAAGUUAACCCCCUCCCAUCUCUUAAACAACUGAUCCUCUACCAUCUCCUUGUGUUUGGCUUUAGUUAACAGUUUGACAAGCCACACUCUUCCUUGAUUUAUUAGCUUUAGAAAUGUGCCACAGUUGGGGUAUGCAAUAGAGUAAUGAUGCGAUUCAAUCUGGUUUAAAUGGUUGGAGGUAAGUGUUACCAAGCCAUGGUUGACUAGCACGGAAAGAUCUUCAUUGGUGAAUGUUUCCAGGAUGUUUAUGAAUAGUGACGUGGGGUUGCCUUUUACAUAUUGGUAGAACUUUGUCAAGGCUUCUUCCUUUGGAGAUGCCUGUAUAGCACCCUCAAUCAACUUGUAAUAGUUAUCCGUCUUGACAACAACUUCCACGUUUUCAAACCCAUAACUUACUUUUCCUAGUUGGAACUUUUGCAC